AUAGCUUGGGAUAAGCGCUCACCUCGUUUUAGCGUCGCGCGACGCGACAAUGCUUCCUAAUAGUCUUUGCAUCAUAUACAAAGGGGAUAUGGGUUAUUUGACCCUUACGAAGGGUUAAGUGACCUGGGUACUCGCUGCUGCUAGACGGGGGGCUGGCGUUGGCGCUUAUGUUGUUCAUGACUUUUCCCCGUUCAGUUAACUACACCACUCGCCAAGGUAACCGUGAUCUUACACUUCUGAAUUUCCAUUUUCUUUCGGGAUAUGGGGUUCCUUUCAAAGGGUUUAUUCAUUCGAGUAUGCAACUUCAAUGUGAGAAAUAUGAGUUCGUGGUGCAGCAAUCGGGACCUAUUUGAGUACACCUCAGGGCGGUUCUUAUUUAACGAGGAGCUUCGUCUCACCGAACGUCGCGUGCAAUUUGAUGUCGAUGCUCUCGCAACAGCCAUAUGCCGUGCCGUCAGCCGACCUGUGUCUGACCUUGCUUCAAUCGUGAAGCUCGCAGAAGGAGGCUUCAACCGUGUCCUUCAGGCCACAUUCAAUGACGACUAUGCAGUACUUGCCAGACUUCCUUACCACACAACGGUUCCGAAAUAUCGUGCGGUUUCUAGCGAAGCAGCUACACUUGAUUUACUGCGCUCGUGUGGCGUUCCGGUCCCUAAAGUCCUUGGAUACUCCCCAGACCAUACGAACCCCGUCGGUACUGAAUACCUUCUUUUGGAGAAACUUGAUGGCACGCCCUUGAGUGAUCAGUGGUUCACCAUGAAUAACAAGACCCGAGUCAAAAUAAUGAGGCAAAUCGUUGACGUGGAGAAACAAUUCAUGAGCAUCUUGCUGCCAGCGAGCGGGAGUUUGUACUAUCGCAGAGACCUUGGAGAGUCGGAAUUCGCUAUUGCAUUGUCUGAACAAUCUGCAUCUGAUCAGAUCGUUGUCGGUCCGACUGCACAGUUUGAAUGGUGGUACCGGGAACGAGCAUUAUUAGACGUUGACCGUGGUCCAUGGAAGACAUUUCUGGGAUGCUUCGAAGCUCCCGCAAAACGCGAGAUAGGAUUUUGUAAACGGUUCGGCAAAUCUCGCCUUCACGUUGAACGGUAUCUGCGCGAGUUGCACCAGUUCAAAGAGAUGUCACCAACUGUUCACAUCCAGUUACUCUCUGAUUACUUGAAAUUAGCGCCCUCUUUGGAGAUCUCGUCAAGCCAUCGCUUUUCUCGACCAGUCCUUCGCCAUCCAGAUUUUUCGCCGAAUAAUAUAUUGGUAAAUUCUUCUAGUGACAUAGUGGGAAUCAUUGACUGGCAGCAUGCCGUGGCUUUACCACUCUGCUUGUGUGCCGGCAUUCCAGAUCAUUUUCAAAAUUGGGGCGAUCUAUUGUCAGAAACACUGGCAAAGCCAGAAGUCAAAUUACCACAAAACUUUCAUAACCUAAGUCAAAAUGAACAAGAGGCGGUGCAAGAGACCAUGCGAAGGCGCCUUGUCCAUUUCUACUACGCUGCAUUGACCAUGACGCAGAUACCAGAUCACUUUGACGCUAUAAGGAACGAAAACGCGAUGCUUCGAGCCAAGCUUUUCAACCGCGCUGGGGCACCCUGGGAAGGGGACUCAUUGUCUCUCAAGUAUGCAAUGAUCCAGGUGUAUCAAAACUGGCCGAUGUAUCUUGACAAUGCGGCGCCCGCAGAAUCAAUUGACUGUCCAGUGGAGUAUUCUGAAGAAGAGAUACAACAAUGCAUAAAUGAACAUAGCCAGGAGCAGGAGAAGCUGCAAGAACUGAUCGAGAUGAGGAGCCACAUAGGUAUAGAUGCUCUCGGCUGGGUCCCUGAUGAUGAGCAACUGGAAAAGUCGAGAGCUGUCGCUCAAGCAAUCAAAGCGGGAUUGUUGGAGCACUCUGAUACUGAAACUGAGCGGGUGGCCUUGCAAACCCAUUUUCCUUUCGACGACCAUGUCGCGUAGUAGUGCAUCAUAAAAGGGACAUCGCUCCGAAAGGAUUCGACUCUAUAGCUCUCAUGAGAUCAGCUUCGGUGUAUUGUGG
Paecilomyces variotii is the source of this 2017-nucleotide messenger RNA. Its product is annotated as kinase-like domain-containing protein. Lineage: Eukaryota; Fungi; Ascomycota; Eurotiomycetes; Eurotiales; Thermoascaceae. Gene Ontology annotation, cellular component: mitochondrion. The coding region runs from base 262 to 1938 and encodes 558 amino acids. The transcript has 3 exons. The record is from RefSeq and is a predicted model, not a curated record.